Cooperia oncophora is the source of this 237-nucleotide messenger RNA. NCBI's taxonomy places the organism in Eukaryota, Metazoa, Nematoda, Chromadorea, Rhabditida, Trichostrongylidae. The record is from the annotation of a GenBank genome assembly.
AUGCUGUGUGGAAUGCUAUCGGGCUCCCAUUGGGGACCUAAUAUCCGUAAAUGGAUGUCGGCUACAUCAGACGCUGAUCUCGGACAAGCUUUCCUUGCAAUUGACCCUGAGGCAUAUGCGCCUGGAUUCAACGCAAGGUUACAAGAUUUCAUGGACACCCUGAGAGGACUACCUCAUGUAAGUGCGAUUGUAUUUCCGAAGACUCUCAGUGAAGUUUUUUGGCUCCACGGUGUCUAA